GUCGAAAUGACUCAACAUUUGCCAUAAGACAGUCACUCUUCUCCUUUAUACCUCUCCCAAUAGAGAUUCUUUUCUUCAACCAGACAAUCUUUCACUAUGGCGACAAAGAAUGCACCCAAGGCCAAGAAGGCCCCCAAAGUCAAGCAAAUGGAUCUACCCAAUGCCGCCGCAGGCGUCGUCACACGCUUUCCUCCAGAACCCUCCGGAUACCUUCACAUAGGGCACUCGAAAGCUGCUCUUCUCAAUGACUUCUUUGCUCACACUCAGUAUCCUGGUGGCAAGUUGAUCUUGAGGUUCGAUGACACGAACAUUGAGAAGGAGAAUGUCGAGUAUCAAGAUGCAAUACGCGAGGACGUUGCUCUACUAGGGAUUCAACCCGACACAAUCUCUUACACGAGCGACUACUUCGACCAAAUCGAUGAGUACUGUGUCAAGAUCAUCAAAGUCGGAAAGGCCUACGCUGACGACACCCCGGGCGACGUAAUGAGCGCACAAAGAUUGGCACGUGAGCCUAGUGUCCACCGAGACGACAGCGUUGAGGAUAACUUAGCAAGAUACGAGGAGAUGAAGAAAGGCACCGAAGAGGGAAAGCGAUGGUGUAUUCGAGCAAAGAUCUCCUAUGCUAACGACAACGCCGCACUUCGAGAUCCGGUGAUUUUCCGAUGUCCCAAGAAUAACACUCACCACCACCGAACAGGCGACAAAUACAAGGCGUACCCAACCUAUCAAUUUGCUUGCCCGAUUGUGGACUCUAUCGAGGGAGUGACCCACGCCCUGAGGACGACUGAGUACAAUGAUCAAGAUGCGCAAUACAAAUGGAUUCUCAAGGCCAUCGAUUUGCGGUGUCCCUAUAUCUGGACUUUCUCCAAGAUUCAGUUCGUGCGCACGCUGAUGUCGAAGCGAAAACUGACGAAACUGGUCAAUGCCGGUAUUGUGUCAGGCUGGGACGAUCCCCGCUUCCCAACCGUUCGAGGUAUCCGGCGGCGCGGCAUGACUGUCGAAGGUUUGCGGGAUUUCAUGAUCAGUCAGGGACCGAGCAAGAAUGUGGUCAAUAUGGACUGGCAUACUAUCUGGACCAUGAACAAGAAAGUGAUUGAUCUGACAAGUGCGCGAUACACUGCGAUUGACGACAACCACGUCCUUUGCAAAGUCAAAGGCGUGCCAAAGGAAGCGCCCUAUUCAGAGAUAAAACCCAGACACGCGAAAUAUGAUCUCGGAGAGAAGAAGGUUUGGUACAGCUCUAACAUCAUCAUCGAGCAAGAGGAUGCGCGGACCUUCGCCAAAGACGAAGAAAUCACGCUUAUGAACUGGGGAAACGCGUAUGUGCGGGAUAUCCAGUAUGAGAAAACCACCGACAAAGCAGACAUCACCGACGGUGUAAACGCAUUGGGCAACGUUGCUUCCCUCGAACUCGAACUUCACCUCGACGGCGACUUCAAAGCCACAAAGAAGAAGAUCACGUGGCUUUCCAAAGACCAGGACCUCUGCCCGGUCCAACUCGAAGAUUUCGAUCAUUUACUCUCCAAGGACAAGCUGACAGAGGAGGAAGAAACUCACUGGGAAGACUUCCUGACCCCCAAGAGCGAGUUCAAAUCUACCGCGUUGGCUGACUGCAAUGUAUGGGACGUCAAGGAGGAUGAUAUCAUUCAAUUUGAUCGCAAGGGCUACUUUAGAUGUGACAAGGCGCCAACGAAGGAGUCAAAGGGUGUCUUUUUCAAGGUACCGACGGGCAAAGAAUAAAAAUAGGGUGAAGAUGAGGAAAGGAACAAAAAAGCUCCGCAGACCAAAUGAGGAUGAGUGAUGAUUUCGAGGGUAGAAAAUGCCCAGUCAAGAUACGGCAAGACACCUGGAGCGCUGCGCUAGAGCGUACAACGCUUUGCUAUGAUUGCUACCUGUGACGCUACGGCGUCUUCUUGAGCUUGGGUCAUCAUGCUAGAUAGACAUGGUUCUCAUGCUGCUGUCAUGAAAAGUCACGAGAGAUUACACGCUGCGAUCAAGAAUGAGAUGACGCAAAGAUUAAAGAAUCUAUUUGAGCUCUGUUUUUCUGUAGUCUUGAUGCUGAGCCUCUGUUCUGGACACGACGGGAACCGUUGACAGAGUGUCUUGAACAGGGCUAUAUAUCGAUAUCUUGUCUAUUGCGG
Cladophialophora immunda is the source of this 2141-nucleotide messenger RNA. RefSeq names its product glutamate-tRNA ligase. Gene Ontology annotation, molecular function: glutamate-tRNA ligase activity; ATP binding. Gene Ontology annotation, biological process: glutamyl-tRNA aminoacylation; translation. The transcript has a single exon. The record is from RefSeq and is a predicted model, not a curated record. Gene Ontology annotation, cellular component: cytosol; cytoplasm; methionyl glutamyl tRNA synthetase complex. Bases 97 to 1740 code for a protein of 547 amino acids. NCBI's taxonomy places the organism in Eukaryota, Fungi, Ascomycota, Eurotiomycetes, Chaetothyriales, Herpotrichiellaceae.